ACAUUUGAGAGGGACGCACCGCACGAGUAGGUUGUCCUCAACGCAGCAUAGACAGAACAAACUAAUGUAACUCCUCCAAGGGUCAAAUGAGUAGCAGUCCUAUUUCUUCUCAUCGCAGUUUGUAAUUCUGGAUAUGCCGCAUGUCAGGUGCAGAACAGGAAAGGGUCUGAUUCACACACUUCUCAUAGGAACUCCCUGUUUCCUCAGCUCUUACAUUCGACCAAAAUGAAGCAUUCGUCAAAUUCUUUAAUUCAAUGAAUGAAGUAAAGUCCUGUCCCAAUGGAAUACUGACAAUAUCCUGGCUUGGUGUUAACUGUUGAAAUAUGCUCUCAUGUGAGAUUAAGACAGGAAAACAACACAGUUACACAGAUGGCCUAAAUUGCUAAACAAAAGCACAGUCUUUAUCCUAACCUGUUAAACGACUGCUCCAAGAUGGCAAACCCCAGCUCACUCUUGGUCACUGAUGGGGCAGUGCAGAGGCAGGCUGAAGAGGAUCAAUAUAUCCUCUAUGGCGUGGCUGAAGAGGAUGCGUGUGAGUUGGGGUUCACUAGGAAGUAUGACCUCAUCCCAUCCAUCGUCUGCUCAGUAUGCUUUCUGUUCGGCCUCAUCUACUGCUUUUUUGGAUACCGCUGCUUUAAGAUGGUCAUGUUUCUGUCCGGCUUCAUGUUUGGGUCUGCACUAGUCUGCAUGUUGUACCAUAAGGAGCCUGUGCUGGACACCCAAUUGACUACAGAGACCAAAGCAGGCAUCCUCCUGGGAGUGGCUGUGCUCUGUGGCCUGGUGACUAUGCUGGUACAGACUGUGGGGUUCAUUAUUACUGGCCUACAUCUGGGGAGUCUGCUCACCCUUGCCAAUCUGCUGGUUGUCGGACAGUUUUACAGCCUUACCCCCCUAUGGGCGCCUCUCGGUGCCCUCCUGGCCACAAGCACCUUUUGUGCCAUUCUCACACUGCAGUGGCAGAAACUAUUCACUGUGCUCUCCACGGCUGCAGUCGGUGCCGCUGUGGUGAUGGCGUGUGUGGACUUCUUCGUAGAGACGUCGCUGCUGGCUGGCCAUGCGUACGACAUCCUGUCUCAGGUUCCCCCUCGUUCCCUCUGCUGGUACAGCUGGGUUAUAACAGGUGUAUGUCCUCUAUUCAGUCUGAUGGGGGUGCUGGUGCAAUGGAUGCUCACUGCCAAAGGAGUGUCCCACACAGGAGUACCUGUCAGUGGCCGACAAAGACAGGUCCAACUGAUGCGAAUCAGACGAAGAGAUGCCCAGAGACGACCCCAGCAGGGCACUUACCGCCAUCGCAAGCCUCCAAUCCUAAAGCGCUAUGCUUGGGACGUCCUGGCCCCAAGUUACAUCCAAAGCAUUCGUGACCGCCAGAUGGGUACAGGCUCCUCUACCAACAGCAACAGCACAGUCAACCACUCCAUGAUUGACUUUGAGACAGGCUCCAUGGUGCCCCUGACUGCCUCCUCCCUAGUCUACAGGGUCUGAGGGAUGACCACCAAAUACUAGGCAUCCCCUCCCAGUUCCACUUAGGUGCCCUAUACCUCUCUCCAGCAGACCAUUCAUAGACUGUUUGAGACGACAGAAUGAUUCUUGAGACAAAAUUCAAAAUACUAAAUCAAUCUGUUGUUUUGUUUAUUAUUGACAGUCUUAAGGUAUCAGACAGUCAAUUGACAGUAAAUCAAAUUGCUUUAUUUUAGUCAGUUUGUUAAUAUACAUUUUUGUGAAGACAUCCAUUGUUAGUUUUAUGCAGUGUACAAGGGGGGAAUUAUACAUUUAGUGAUUUACACACUUUACACACACAUAAAACAUUUUUCUAACUCGUGUUAUCAAAAUAAAUAAAAUCCUUAAAUGUUACUAUGUUUCACCUUAGCGGGUUAGGUGAUACAUUGGCUAGGCUAUACGGUAUGAAACUCCUGCCUACUUCCUGGAUUGUGUCACUGUUUUUGAAUGGCCUUAAAGAUUAUAUCAUAACAUUUAUGAAGACGGUAAAUUAAAAUAAAUGUCAAAUUAUACUCGUAUUCGUGGAUGAAUUUACUUCGAGGUAAAUUAAGCCAUGAAUAUAAUUGUACAUACAGUUGAAGUCGGAAGUUUACAUACACUUAGGUUGGAGACAUUAAAACAAGUUUUUCAACCACCCCACAAAUUAAUUGUUAACAAACUAUAGUUUUGAGAAGUCGGUUAGGACAUCUACUUUGUGCAUGACACAAGUAAUUUUUCCAACAGUUGUUUACAGACAAGAUUAUUUUACUUAUAAUUCAAUGAUCACAAUUCCAUUGGGUCAGAAGUUUACAUACAAUAAGUUGACUGUGCCUUUAAACAGCUUGGAAAAUUCCAGAAAAUUAUGUCAUGGUCUUAGAAGGUUCUGAUAGGCUAAUUAACAUAAUUUGAGUCAAUUGGAGGCGUACUUGAUGUAUUUCAAGGCGUACCUUCAAACUCAGUACCUCUUUGCUUGACAUCAUGGGAAAAUCAAAAGAAAUCAGCCAAGAACUCAGAAUUUAUUUUGUAGACCUCCACAAGUCUGGGUCAUACUUGGGAGCAAUUUCCAAACGCCUGAAGGUACCACGUUCAUCUGUACAAACAAUAGUACACAAGUAUAAACACCAUGGGACCACGCAGCAGUCAUACCGCUCAGGAAGGAGACGCGUUCUGUCUCCUAGAGAUGAACGUACUUUGGUGAGAAAAGUGCAACUCAAUCCCAGAACAACAGCAAAGGACCUUGUGAAAGAUGCUGGAGAAGACGGAUAUCUAUAUCCACAUUAAAACAAGUCCUAUAUCGACAUAACCUGAAAGGCCGCUCAGCAAGGAAGAAGCCACUGCUCCAAAACCACCAUAAAAAAGCCAGACUACGGUUUGCAACUGCACAUGGGUACAAAGAUUAUACUUUUUGGAGAAAUGUCCUCUGGUCUGAUGAAACAAAAAUAGAACUGUUUGGCCAUAAUGGCCAUCGUUAUGUUUGGAGGAAAAAGGGGAAGGCUUGCAAGCCGAAGAAAAUCAUCCCAACCGUGAAGCACGGGGGUGGCAGCAUCAUAUUGUGGGGGUGCAUUGCUGCAGGUGGGAUUGGUGCACUUCACAAAAUAGAUGGCAUCAUGAGAAGGGAAAGUGAUGUGGAUAUAUAGAAGCAACAUCUCAAGACAUCAGUCAGGAAGUUAAAGCUUGGUUACAAAUGGGUCUUCCAAAAGGACAAUGACCCCAAGCAUACUUCCAAAGUUGUGGAACAACAAAGAACAACAAAGUCAAGGUAUUGGAGUGGCCAUCACAAAGCCCUGACCUCAUCCUAUAGAAAAUGUGUUGGCAGAACUGACAAAGGGUGUGUGAGCAAGGAGGUCUACAAACCUGACUUGAUUACACCAGCUCUGUCAGGAGGAAUGGGCCAAAAUUCAAACUUCUGACCCACUGGGAAUGUGAUGAAAGAAAUAAAAGCUGAAAUAAAUCAAUCAUUCUCUCUACUAUUAUUCUGACAUUUCACAUUCUUAAAAUAAAAGUGGUGAUCCUAACUGACCUAAGACAGGGAAUUUUUACUAGGAUUAAAUGUCAGGAAUUGUGAAAAACUGAGUUUAAAUCUAUUUGGCUAGGUGUAUGUAAACUUCCGACUUCAAUUGUAUCUUAAACAACGGCAUUUUCAUGAAUUUGACGAUGUAAUCUUGAAGGCCAUUCAAAUGCGGUGGGACAUGAUCCAGGAAGUAGGCGGUUCUUUCAUACCGUAUAGUGUUGGAGUGAAAAUUUGGUUCUGGAAGCUGACGUCUUACAUUAGAAAUGGAGAGGAAAGGGCCAGGGCAAACUGCAGUGCAUUGUCCGGUCUCAACAGCUUCUUCCCCCAUGCUGUGGCCCUCAUCAACCGGCCAUCGGACUCAUAGGGAUUAAGUGACUUUGCAUUGGACAGAUUACUACACCUUGUCGCCAAUGACCUCAAAUACUAAUCUGCACUAUGUACAACACUGUAUACAUUUGCCACGGCAGCAUCCCUCGCUCUGCUUAUAGAUAUAUCCCCUCUGUAAAUGAUACAUCUCCACUGUAAUCAGCCUAUGCACCAGAGUUUUCCGUUUACUGUUCCGAUAUUGUAUAUUCUGUAUGAUGUCUAUGUGGACUAGUGUCUGUAUUCUGUUUGUAUAUUGUCUAUCACUGGCAGCACCUUCUCACUAAGGCAAAUGAUUAUAGGUGUGUGUAAAUGUACUUGGUGAAUAACGGUGAGUUUGAAAUAAAACACCACUGACCUCUAAAGGCC
Oncorhynchus kisutch (coho salmon) is the source of this 4219-nucleotide messenger RNA. Its product is annotated as transmembrane protein 198-like. The transcript has 5 exons. Gene Ontology annotation, cellular component: plasma membrane. The record is from RefSeq and is a predicted model, not a curated record. Bases 433 to 1482 code for a protein of 349 amino acids. NCBI's taxonomy places the organism in Eukaryota, Metazoa, Chordata, Actinopteri, Salmoniformes, Salmonidae.